Molecule: messenger RNA, 1672 nt
Organism: Drosophila sechellia
Lineage: Eukaryota; Metazoa; Arthropoda; Insecta; Diptera; Drosophilidae
Gene: mri
Product: BTB/POZ domain-containing protein mrityu
Exons: 4
Coding region: 237-1556 (439 amino acids)
Biological process (GO): positive regulation of phosphorylation
Cellular component (GO): cytoplasm
Molecular function (GO): protein binding
Source: RefSeq, a predicted model, not a curated record
AACAAGAAAAAAUAUGUAUAUUUAUAACUAUAUGUAAAAAGGAAAAAGUCGCGUCGCACAAAGGCAACGUGAAUACUAUUUAAUCGGACCUCUGAUGCAGCGAUAAGCAGGCUUUUUUCAACGGAGCCUCGCUAAUUUGACCGUCCUCUGCCAGAUAGUCUUUGUCUUUCUCGAAAAGUCGGUGGAACGUUGUGGUACUGGAAUAUUUGAAGAGUGGCUCAUCAAACGCAACAAACAUGUCAAACACUCCAAGUCUAAACAGUAGUAGUAACAAUAUCAGUAGCAAGGCGCCCCUUGCCCAGAAGCAGGACACGUACAGUAGCGACAGCAGCGAGGAAGUUCUGGAAACAGCCGAGGAGCGGAGGAGGCGCAUCCUGAAGGAGCGCAGCCGGCUCAACCGUCCGCAGCACAAUAUGUCAGGCGAAGGGGCUGUACCCAAGCACGACUUAAAGUCCCCAUGCGGAGCAUCUCCCAGCUGCCAGCCAACGGGUUCCGGAAUGGGCCGCUUGCCGGUCCCUCCCGAGAGGAUCACCAUGCUUGUGGACGGCGUGCGCUUCACGGUGGAGCAAUCACUGCUUACAGCACAUCCCACCACAAUGCUAGGCACGAUGUUCGGCUCUGGCUUCCAGUUCGCGCAUACCAACGAGCGCGGCGAGUACGACGUUGCCGACGGCAUUUCGCACUUAGUGUUCAGAGCCAUUCUGGAGUACUACAAAAGCGGUGUUAUCCGCUGCCCGCCCACUGUUUCGGUACCGGAACUAAAAGAAGCCUGUGAUUAUCUGCUCAUUCCCUUCGACGCAACCACGGUGCGCUGCCAGAACCUAAGAGGCCUUCUCCACGAGCUUAGCAAUGAAGGAGCGCGACAACAAUUUGAACUCUUUCUUGAGGACCUAAUUCUGCCCCUCAUGGUGGCCUCGGCGCAGCGCGGGGAUCGAGAGUGCCACGUUGUGGUGCUCCUUGAAGACGAUAUGGUCGAGUGGGACGAAGAAUUUCCGCCUCAAAUGGGCGAGGAGUAUUGUCAGACCGUGCACAGCACUGCCAUGCACCGAUUCUUCAAGUACAUAGAGAACCGCGAUGUGGCCAAACAGGUGAUGAAGGAUCGCGGUCUUAAGAAGAUACGCUGCGGCAUAGAGGGAUACCCCACCCACAAAGAGAAGAUCCGAAGGCGGCCCGGUGGACGGGCUGAGGUUAUCUACAGCUAUGUGCAACGACCUUUCAUCCACAUGUCCUGGGAGAAGGAGGAAGCAAAGAGUCGCCAUGUUGAUUUCCAGUGUGUAAAAUCCAAGUCUGUCACGAAUCUAGCGGAAGCAAAUGCCGAUCCGCCACUGGAAUUAGACGCAAGUGGAAAUCCGAUUCCCCCUAUUGCAGUGGCUAAUCCGCAUCCCAAUAAUGCUGAGCUCGCUGCCGGUAUGGCCGUCGCACCCGCAGCUAUAGGCGUGGCUGGUCCAGCAGUCGUGGUAGGCGUCGACGAGGCGGCCGGGGGCGUUGUAAUGCUCAACGAGUUGGACCAAGCAGCGAUCGCUGUAGCCGUCGGCAUAGUUGACGAAAAUAUGUAGAUCGGCUGGUAGGCGGAACACACUGCCAGAGCAACACCGCGCACAGAAAAACUCUACGUUUUUGAUUAACAUUUUUAUAAGUAUAUUUAAUAAAUGGAAAUUUCGAACACGAAAAA